GGCAUCCCCUACAAUUAUUUGCGAUACGCAUACAGCUCUGCUUACAGGAGCCCUGGGACACGGUUCAGCAGGGAAGAAGGGCAUAAGUUAAGACCGCUUCUGAUGAUUCAUCGAGUAGCAUCUAGAGAAUUUCAUCUAAGAAAGUAGUUGUAGAAGAAGGGACGAAGAUAGCAGCUGGUGCGCCUGCAGCAAUUACUCUCAGCAACCAAUAUCGUCGCCAUACGGGAGUAGACAUGAUCAGCAGGAACAAGUGGCUCUGAUCAUGUCAUCUACUCACGUAUGGUGACAGUAGUUGUUUAAGAAGAGGCGGCUCUUGAUUCAUUACAAACGGCCAACCAGCAUCAUUCUAUUCUUGUGACUUUGUUGGAAGUUUGUCUGAAGUUUGUCUCUAGUUAAGUAUUAAGUCGCAGCCUCAUGAGGAGUUCGCGGCGCCGAUCCGUGGGCUUGGCGGAACACGCUGCACCCGACCCGAUCCGUCACAAAAAUUUUUAAAGAAGAGGCGGCUCUUGAUUCAAUCCUCGUCUAAUCAACAUUGCGCACGACAUAUUUUUUUCCCCCCGUGGAUUUUACCAUGAUGGCAGUGCAAGCACCGAGGGCCAUCUUGGCACUCCUGAAC
Molecule: messenger RNA, 616 nt
Organism: Amoebophrya sp. A25
Lineage: Eukaryota; Dinophyceae; Syndiniales; Amoebophryaceae
Source: the annotation of a GenBank genome assembly